AUGAGCGGCGUCGCCGUGGCUGAAGAUUGCUUGUCGGUGUUUAACAAAGUAAAGAUGCGCUCGAACGGUUUGCAAUGGGCAACGUUUCGAGUCGAGGAGAACGAAGGUUCGGUGUUGACGGCAGCCACGGGCGAAGUCUCGGGAGAUUACGACGAUUUUAUCGCCGCAUUACCGGAGAGUGAAUGCCGAUACGCGAUUUACGAUUAUAAGUACGUGAACGCGGACGACUGCGAGUUCAGUAAGCUCGUCUUCGUCGUGUGGAAUCCCGAUUCGGCGCGAUUGAAGAAUAAAAUGCUGUACGCCUCGACGAAAGACUUCUUCAAGUCGCGAUUGUCGGGGAUUGCGGUCGAAAUUCAAGCCACGGACUACGACGAGGUCAGCGAAGCGGAACUGCGUGAGAAUAUCGGCAUCACGCUGACGCGAAAGUAG
This is a messenger RNA of Ostreococcus lucimarinus CCE9901, 429 nucleotides long. RefSeq lists its product with no specific name. The transcript has a single exon. The record is from RefSeq and is a predicted model, not a curated record. NCBI's taxonomy places the organism in Eukaryota, Viridiplantae, Chlorophyta, Mamiellophyceae, Mamiellales, Bathycoccaceae. Gene Ontology annotation, biological process: actin filament depolymerization. Gene Ontology annotation, cellular component: cytoplasm; actin cytoskeleton. Gene Ontology annotation, molecular function: actin filament binding. The coding region runs from base 1 to 429 and encodes 142 amino acids.